AUGGGCGUCUACCGCGUCGAAGCAUCACCGAACAACCGUGCUGGUUGCAUCAACAAAGAAUGCAAGACCGCCGGAGUCAAGAUCAUGAAGGGCGAAUUCCGCUAUGCCAUCCAGGUUACUAUCCAAGAACAUCAAUCAUGGCAGUAUAAGCAUUGGGGCUGCGUCACACCGAAGCAGAUCGAAAAUCUGAUUGAGACAUCUGGAGGUGACACAGAGAUGGUCGAUGGCUAUGAUGAUCUUCCUGAAGAGUACCAAAAGAAGGUCGAUUUUGCGCUGAAGAACGGCCACGUCCCUGAUGAGGACUGGAAAGGUAUGCUGACCGCCCAGGAUGUCGAGGCCAACCGAGACGGUCGCACUGGCAUGCGUCUCACCAAAGCCGAGUUGAAGAAGAGGGCGAAGGAGGCCGGCGAAGAUGCUGAUGGCGAGGAAAAGCCCAAGAAGAAGCGCGGCAAGAAGGCCAAAGCUGACGACGAUGAGGAAGACGAAGCACCAGCACCAAAGAAGAAGAGUGUCAAAGCCGUCAAGAAGGAGAGUGACGCUGAAGAUGUCCCUGCUCCCAAGAAGCGCGGACGUCCUGCUAAGAAGGAAGCCGACGAUGGAGAUGAGGCUCCUGCUCCGAAGAAGGCCAGAGCUGCCCGCGGCAAGAAGGUCGAGUACAAAGAAGAGGAGGAGGAGGAGGGUGAGGAUGAGGAUGAGGCCCCGCCCCAGAAGAAGAGCAAGAGCCGGGCGAAGAAGGCAGCUGCCGACAGCGAGGAUGAGGCUGAGCCUGAGGAAGAACCAGGGGAAGACAAUAAGAUUGAAGAGGAAGAAGAGGAGGAAGCCCCCAAGCCAAAGCGAGGCAAGAAGGCUGCUGCUAAGGGGGCAGCCAAAACACCCCAGAAGAGGGGCAGGAAGAAGGCUGCCGUCGGCGACGAGUAG
Messenger RNA from Macroventuria anomochaeta, 918 nucleotides. Its product is annotated as zf-PARP-domain-containing protein. The record is from RefSeq and is a predicted model, not a curated record. Lineage: Eukaryota; Fungi; Ascomycota; Dothideomycetes; Pleosporales; Didymellaceae. The transcript has 5 exons. Gene Ontology annotation, molecular function: zinc ion binding; DNA binding. The coding region runs from base 1 to 918 and encodes 305 amino acids.